Messenger RNA from Branchiostoma belcheri (Belcher's lancelet), 2109 nucleotides. RefSeq lists its product as uncharacterized. Gene Ontology annotation, molecular function: protein binding. Lineage: Eukaryota; Metazoa; Chordata; Leptocardii; Amphioxiformes; Branchiostomatidae. The record is from RefSeq and is a predicted model, not a curated record. The transcript is spliced from 4 exons. Bases 1 to 2109 code for a protein of 702 amino acids.
AUGGCACUGCUGUACUUCCUACUCCUGGUUUCCAAUCAGCUACUGCUCGUGUCAGCACCAGCUUUACGGUGCCCUGACAGCUGUCGCACUAGCUACUCUGUAAAUCUGUCGGAAGGGAAGCGACUCUCCUGUCGCUGUCCAGACAAAAACUGGCCAGGGUCCCCCUGCAGCUGGAUUGGGUACAGAGGAACGUAUCGCUUCCCUGCAUGUCUCGACGCCAUACCAACUGACUUCGACAAAGCCACGUCAUCGAUCUUCAUCAUGCACCUUCGUUCCUCAACCAUUUCCGAGCGGUCUUUCCCAAACAGCCCAGAAGUACGGUUCCUUGUGAUCCUACAUUCCAACGUGUCCACGGUACAGCCAGGGGCUUUCCAAGGUCUGCCACUGCUGAAAAGCCUUUCCCUCCGCGACAACCGUAUCUCCAGUCUUGAACCCGAUACCUUCCUUGGGCUUGAGAGGGUAACAGACCUGAACCUUGAAAGGAACGCCAUUUCCGUCAUAUCCCAGCAUGCGUUCCGAGGCCUGCUUCUCCUGGCCAAGUUGAGGUUGAAUGAUAACCGCCUGCGUUCCAUGCCCAUCGACGCACUCCUGCCGCUUACGGUACUGAAGCAUGCAAGCCUGCAAAGAAACCACAUCACCACGAUUGACAGCCAAGUCCUGCGUCUGAGCCACCUACAGCUUUUCCUAGCAAACAACCAGCUGAAAUGUGACACAAAUCUCACCUGGUUCAUCUGUCAUCUGCCAGAGUUGAAUCACAUCUUUGACCGUAACUUCCUGAUGUGUGCAUCGCCUACUGACCAGAGCGGAAUUCUGCUUGCCACCGUGAGGAAGGACAUCAGGUCGGGGGGAUGUGAUGAAAUUUCCACCACAACAGGUCUGCAUACCCACCACACUAGUCCGUAUAACUACACCAUUCCCACGGAGAUGCUAUACACAAACGCCACGCGAGGCUCAAAGUACAAGGCUACAACAAGCCAGGCUACAACCAGGACUGACAUUGUCACUCUUCCAAGUUUUGGCCCAAUCCUCACCGAGAAAGAUGACAGUUACCACGUCAAUGCCGUCAUUGUGGCUGUUGCUGUGCCCCUCCUCAUGGUGUUGGUAUGGGUGAUUGCCGUCUGCUUGUACGAACGCUGUCACAGCACAGAUCCGGCUCGUCACAAUGCCCCUGCUGAAACUGAUGGAAACUCCACUCCUUCGGACAGAGACUCAGUCACAGGCAGACAACUGAGUUCUGUUGAGGACCAGACAUCAGAAGGCAACAAUGACAUUGAGCCAUACGCUGUGUCAUACAUGGAUGUGUCGGGGAAAGGGAAAAACGGCAAGCUUGCACCGUACGCAACAACUUCCUUUGCUAACAUCCAGCCAAAGGAACCAGACAAUGAUGACAUCCAGCCAAUAGAAGACAACGAUGACAUUGAGCCGUAUGCUGUGUCAUACAUGGAUGUGUCAGGGAAAGGGAAAAACGGCAAGCUUGCACCGUACGCAACAACUUCCUUUGCUAACAUCCAGCCAAAGGAACCAGACAUGGAUGUGUCAGAGAAAGGGAAAAACGGUAAGCUUGCACCGUAUGCAACGACCUUCAUUGAUGAAGACCCAGGGCCACAGCUUCAGCCGUAUGCAGUGACCCAUGAAGAAGACCCAGGGCCACAGCUUCAGCCAUAUUCAGUGACCCACGAAGAAGACCCAGAGCCACAGCUUCAGCCAUAUUCAGUGACCCACGAAGAAGACCCAGGGCCACAGCUUCAGCCAUAUUCUGUGACCCACGAUGGAGACCCAGGGCUGCAACUGACAAGAAACAUCACGCAUCCAGUCACCCAACCAAGGGCAACAAACAUCACACAACCAAUCAUCCAACCAGGGGGCCAGGCAAAAGAGGCCAACAUCAAGCCAAACUACGAGAGAGGCUGUCUGUCAACAAGAGACAGCAGGGGUCCUUAUGGACUGGACGAGGGGAAGGAGGUCCCAAGUGUCAGUGGGACGCUGUACAGGAGUGGCUCACAGCACACUGGUGCAGAGGACAGCACAUCUCACAUGUUGUACAACACAGCUCAACUGGUAGCCAGGCGGGUUGGAUUCGAUUAUGGUCUCCAAGGACAGGACUGUUAG